Molecule: messenger RNA, 1706 nt
Organism: Prionailurus viverrinus (fishing cat)
Lineage: Eukaryota; Metazoa; Chordata; Mammalia; Carnivora; Felidae
Gene: ARHGAP36
Product: Rho GTPase activating protein 36
Exons: 11
Coding region: 1-1644 (547 amino acids)
Biological process (GO): signal transduction
Source: RefSeq, a predicted model, not a curated record
AUGGGUGGCUGCAUUCCUUUUCUGAAGGCAGCAAGGACACUGUGCCCCAGAAUCAUGCCCCCUUUGCUGUUGUUGUCCGCCUUCCUUUUUUUAGUGAACGUCCUGGGAGGAGCCCCAGGAAACAAUCCGGACCGCAGAACGAAAAUGAUAUCAAUACACAGUCUGUCGGAGCUGGAGCGUCUGAAGCUGCAAGAGACUGCUUACCACGAACUCGUGGCCAGACAUUUCCUCUCUGAAUUCAAACCUGACCGAGCUCUACCUAUUGACCGUCCAAACACCUUGGAGAAGUGGUUUCUGAUUCUGAGAGGACAGCAGAGGGUCGUAUCACUCAAGACGUUUGGCAUUCGCCUGGAAGAGGUCCUGGUGAAUGAGCUUACCCGCCGCAAGCAUCUUGAACUAACAGCCGCGAUGCAGAUUGAAGAAUCCACUGGUCAGGCCUCGGGACGUCGUCGGGGAAACGUGGUGCAAAGGAUGUUUGGCCGCAUCAGGCGCUUUUUCAGUCGCAGACGGGAUGAGCCCACCUUGCCCCGGGAGUUUACUCGCCGUGGGCGUCGAGGGGCAGUGUCCGUGGACAGCCUGGCUGAACUGGAGGAUGGGGCCCUGCUGCUGCAGACCCUGCAACUUUCCAAGAUUUCCUUUCCGAUUGGCCAGCGACUUCUGGGAUCCAAAAGGAAAAUGAGCCUCAAUCCGAUUGCUAAACAAAUCCCCCAGGUUGUUGAGGCUUGCUGCAGCUUCAUUGAGAAACAUGGCUUAAGCACAGUGGGAAUUUUUACCCUGGAAUACUCAGCAGAGAGAGUGCGUCAGCUCCGUGAAGAAUUUGAUCAAGGUCUGGAUGUAGUGCUGGAUGAUAAUCAGAAUGUGCAUGAUGUGGCUGCACUCCUCAAGGAGUUUUUUCGGGACAUGAAGGACUCUCUGCUGCCAGACGAUCUGUACAUGUCCUUCCUCCUGACAGCAACUCUAAAGCCACAGGAUCAGCUUUCUGCCCUGCAGUUGCUGGUUUAUCUGAUGCCACCCUGCCACAGUGAUACCUUGGAGCGUCUGCUGAAGGCCCUGCAUAAGAUCACUGAGAACUGCGAGGACUCCAUUGGCAUUGAUGGACAGUUGGUUUCAGGCAACCGUAUGACUUCCACCAACUUGGCUCUGGUGUUUGGAUCUGCUCUCCUGAAGAAGGGGAGAUUUGCCAAGAGGGAGUCUAGGAAAACAAGACUGGGGAUUGACCACUAUGUUGCUUCUGUCAAUGUGGUCCGUGCCAUGAUUGAUAACUGGGAUAUCCUCUUCCAGGUGCCUCCCCAUAUUCAGAAGCAGGUUGCUAAGCGUGUGUGGAAAUCCAGUCCUGAAGCCCUGGAUUUUAUCAGACGCAGGAAUUUGAGGAAGAUACAGAGUGCACGAAUAAAGAUGGAAGAGGAUGCUUUACUUUCUGAUCCAGUGGAAACUUCUGCUGAAGCCCGGGCUGCUGUCCUUGCUCAGAGCAAGCCCUUUGAUGAAGGUUCCUCUGAGGAGCCAGCUGUGCCUCCCGGCACUGCCCGUUCCCAUGACGAUGAGGAAGGAGCGGGUAACCCCCCCAUUCCGGAGCAAGACCGCCCAUUGCUCCGUGUGCCCCGGGAGAAGGAGGCCAAAACUGGCAUCGGCUACUUCUUUCCUUAGAUGUUUUUCCUUCUAUAAGGUGCCGGACAGGGGAAAAGGGUGGGGGUAGACCUGGGAUGUCA